Spodoptera exigua (beet armyworm) is the source of this 1225-nucleotide messenger RNA. The record is from the annotation of a GenBank genome assembly. NCBI's taxonomy places the organism in Eukaryota, Metazoa, Arthropoda, Insecta, Lepidoptera, Noctuidae.
CUCUGAUGGACCGUGGACUGUAGUUUGUAGAGUUAGUUUAUUAGCAGCCAAUUGUGAUAUAAAAUAGGAUGGCGGUGUACGCGGCUCACUUGACGCGGACGCUGCAGGGCACGCCGACCGUGUUCCAAGUGACGGCACAGGAGGCGCUCGGAUCCACCGUGAAACCUGCGCUACGUAAAGUUGUAGAGUUCCUGUCAGUGACAUAUCCCACAAAGUUUGGGUGGUGCCUGCGCUGGUAUGAUGAGCUGUAUCUUCUGUUUGACACCUGCCUGCAGUACGACUACCUCAAGCACUAUGCGGCUUCAUUUUCCGAGAGUUUCUACGACCUCCUGCGAGUGCCGACCGCCACGAACGAGUUCACGACGGGGCAGCAGCUCCCGGUGCACCUGGAGCGAGCCUCGCUGGCGCUGCUCGUGCUCGUACCCUACCUCGAGGACAGGAUCGAGGCCAUCGUAGAGCGCUGGAGGGAGGACGACGAGGAUGGACGGCUUGGUAAGUCGUCAGCGGACAGCGCGCGGCGCGCGGCCGUAUUCGUGUGGCGCGCGGCGCGCGUAUUGUCCCGUGUGUGUCGCGCGGCGUGCGCGGCGCGGUACGUGGCGGGGCGCGGCGCCUCGCACUCGCCCGCGCUGGCGCUGCUCGGCCUCAGCCUGCGCCCCGCGCCGCCUCGCCCGCCCUCGCCCUACACUUGGGGGGACCUCGUGCGGAACCUCUUCACUGGACAGUUUAGUGGCGCGGAGUGGUUCCCCCUGGUGGGGGAGAGUGCGCUGCGCGCGGUGGAGUACGGCGCCUUCGUCGUGCAGUUCCUGCGCUGGUGGGACUCGCGCGCCACCACACACGCCGCGCUACCCACGCCGCCCCCGCCACAGCGAGACGAGCGAGCGGUGCGCUGGAAGAACAAAUGCCCAAUAUGUCUGCAGUCGUGGAAGAUACCAACCGUGCUGCCGGUGUCUGGCUACGUGUACUGCUACGCGUGUAUAUGCCGCGAGGUCCGCGCGCGGCCGCAGUGCCCGGUGACGGCGCUGCCCGCCAGCGAGGCCGGCCUCGUCAGGCUCUACAUCGACUGACACACUGGGGCCUCACACUAUUUACUGACAUCACACUCAUUGAUGGAGGCUGGAGUCUGGAAAUAAAUUCAAAUAAUAUCUUAUAGGUAUCCAAUAUUUUCAAUUGUAAAGGAACUUAAUUAGUUGACUAGUGCCAUGUCACAUUCAUUCUUACAAAUGUA